AUGGCAAGGCAUCGAAAAUACAUGGGCAAGAUUACAGAGGCGCGUUUUCCAAAAGGAAAGUCCCAUAUGCCCCUGGAACCACAUCAAUAUAUCAUUUUUCUAAGGUGGAUUUCUAACUUUUUCGUGUGGAUUGCAAUUCAGAAGGCUAUGCCGCCCAAAAAUGAAGAGGGACCACUGUUUGACCAAGAACAUUCAACAGGCUUGACGGAUCAACUACAAGAAAAAAUCUCGAGUAAAUGCAAAACUUAUCACUUGCAACUGAACAAUUUGCAUGAAAGGAUAUAUCGGUAUGAAACAUUUAAGGUUCUAGUUGGCUUUCUCGAGAAUACACUGUUGGCUCAUAUACCUUAUAUAGAUUUCCCUACAAACGAAAUACUAGAUAUGGUUCUGACAGCUACCCAGUUAAACCAAGUCUCGGAGAGGCCCUCUGACUCUAUUGUUUGUUUAGCUGCCCCAUGCAUUAGAUACCUAAGCAGCCUAUUGAGGGUAUUCGAAUACUCUCCUGUUCUUAGGGACAAGGAGGAAAAACUUAUAUUCAAAAAGGAACUUGACACUCUAUAUCAAAAGCUACGAGCCCUUUUCUCGUUUCUUAUCCCUGAUGACUCUAGGAGGCGAAAAAGAAAGAAGCACUCAACAGUUCAGUCUUAUUUGUUAGCCAGAAAUUUAUCAGAUGGCUUCUCUGCAGCGGAUAAGCCAGAAAAUGUGGAAGGGAAACUUAUAUUAAACAAAAUUGACUCUGUUUUUGAAUUAUCUACUAAUUCGGACAAGUUUAACAAACUGGAUACGUUUUUUGGGGUACAAUAUUUGAAGGAAAUAAAGUAUAGUUUUUGGGAUUCCUUUAUAUUCGCUUUUGAAACGGCCAGUAAACUAACAUGCAUUCAGAACCCCGAAAUAUAUGAGAUUUACUAUGAAACUUGGUCUCGCUGGCGUGAACUACACAAAUUGUUAAUCGGAUUUAUGACUUUGGAGAUUAAACGAGAACAGAAACUAUUUAAUACGCUACUAUGUUCAAAUUUGAUGAGAAUCACACACGUGACAGAUCCAGGCAUGUUUACCGAUGAUCAGUAUGAAGACUCAUUAUUAACUAGUAUCAGGUAUGUUUUUGCAAGCUCCAAGGAUCCCAUUUUGAGUGGUCCUAUUUUGUCAAUAGAUUUAACAAAGAGUAAAACUUUCGCAUCGAUUCCCUUAACCAUUGAAUCUAAGUAUACUGGAUCUGGAAUAGGAAUAGAGUCAUUACCAACAAGAUCUGAGCUAUUGAAUUUGAUCUGGAGACACAUAGCUGCACUACCCGUUAGUGAAGAAACAAAAGAGUCUUUUGUCGAUAAUGUUGCAACUGAAUUAAUGAAACUAACUCCAAGGGAAAACUUUGUAUUUUUUUCAAGUCGUUUGAGUACCUUGAUUGAGGAUACCACCGAGGACCUGAAUUUCUUGGUUUCAUUUAAAAUGAUGAAUCUUAUUUCCAGAGAUUGGUCUUACACAGCAUAUAAUUUUCUCGAAAACUUCUCCAGUUACAUUAAACAUAUAGGUACAUUUAUUAGUCAGCUUGCUGAACAGGAUCAUCAGCGACCCCUUUCACAAAGCGCAUCAGAUAUCCUGACUAUAACUGGUUGCAAUAACAGCGAGUUUAAUUUAUUUUUUGUCCUAGCUAAUUAUCAACUUCUUUAUAUUUCACGAACAGUCAAGUUUUCUGCAGAAGAAUGGAAGUUAUUAGAGGGAAUUAAUCUGCUGAAACGUACAGUCCACUUAAAUUUAGCCGAUUUGCUAAAAGAUAAACUAUAG
Molecule: messenger RNA, 1779 nt
Organism: Pichia kudriavzevii
Lineage: Eukaryota; Fungi; Ascomycota; Pichiomycetes; Pichiales; Pichiaceae
Exons: 1
Coding region: 1-1779 (592 amino acids)
Source: RefSeq, a predicted model, not a curated record